AAAUGACCCAUUUGGCAUUGCUUCCAAAAGGAGAGAUAAACCUGGCCAAAAUGGUCAUUCAGUGGAUGAAGCUGAUUCUAUGAACAAGUGCGUUGUGAAGAUUUCAAGAUAAAGAUACAAUAUUAUUUCAGUCGCUAGGUCAUAAAGAUAGUUGCACCAAUAAUUUUCUAAGAUUCCAUAUCUGUUCAUUUAAUACAAGAACUGUGGAAAUAAUAUAUUUUAUGUGUGUGUAUAUAUAUAUUUCUGUCAAUAUAUAUCAUCAGUUGCCCUUUAGGAUUUAAAUUUCAUUAGUUUAAGAAAUUAUUAUUAUUUAAGUGGUUUUCUUUAGCGCAGUACCCCAGUCUAGGGCUAGGCUCACCGUGCUUCACAUAAAAAUUAGCAAAAAGAAACAUGACAUUAUAAAAGAGUUACAUAAAAUGAUUCAUUUAAAAACAGCUUUGUAAAAAGAUUGACCUGGCCCACUCAAGUACUAUUGAGGACGGCCCUUCCUAAGCACUCGGUUAAUAUUGACAUGGUUAAUGUUUUUGAAUUUGUUAAAUUUCAAAAUUCAGUUUUGAGAAUUUAUAAAAAAAAUGAACAGUGUUAAAAUAAAUAUGUAGUGGAGUCUAAUGUUGUAACCACUAAGUUCUUAUUAUGUUUGUGUGUUCCUCAGGUCAUAUGAUGGUUCUAGUUUACAAUCACCUUUAAAUGGUCACCUCAACCAUAACAGAUCAUAUGACAGUAGCCCAGGUGACCUAAGGGGCCCAGGUGACCUAAGGGGCCCAGCCAUCCCUGAUGGAACUAACGUUUCCAUUCCAGACACAAGCCAAAGGGAAAGAACCUAUGGUGAGACUAAAUAAGACUGCACAUCUGCUCCAUCUAUUAAUUGGAUGUUGUAAAAAAGCUUUGAAAAUCCUUAUGUAACCUUUGAACCCUUGGUGACAUUUAACUAAGAAAAUGGUUUCAAGAAAUUCAACAAAAUUAUUAUGUUGACUUUGCUGACUAAAAAACCAAAUUGAACUAAAUUAUUACGGACUUUACAUCAAAACUUUGUCUAAUAGCCUCAUAUGAAGACAUGUUUCAUGAUAUUCUUUGCUUUCUAUAAGUCAUAUUAUGUUGAACUCUGAAUCUCAUCUGGUCUUCAUCUAACUUAUCACAAUGGCAACGUUAAGUUUCAGCAGCUCCAAUCCUUAAAGCUGUUAUUUUUUCCAUUUGUGUCUCCCAAAAUGUUCAGACUUCUUUGAAACAAUGUUGUUUUGUUACUUUGAAAACUAAUAAUACGGAACUAAUACACUUUGGUUUGAAGAGUAUUGAACAGUUUUUUUGCAACAUUCAUUGAUUUCUCUUCAGCUCCAAAACCAGCCAUUCGUAGAUCUAUUCAAGCCCAGACCUCGGCA
Lymnaea stagnalis (great pond snail) is the source of this 1376-nucleotide messenger RNA. NCBI's taxonomy places the organism in Eukaryota, Metazoa, Mollusca, Gastropoda, Lymnaeidae. The record is from the annotation of a GenBank genome assembly.